UAGAUAUAUAAAAAAUGGGUGAAAGUGAAGGGAUACAUGGGUGGGGAUGCACCCCCACCGGUGAUCCUCCACCUGCAGCGGUAGCCUCAAACUCAACAAAUUCAAAAGUUGGGUGCCUGCCAACAUGGGUCACUAGGGGUUGGAGACGAAAUGCCUUGUACGCAAUCAUAAUAUUUUUAAUGGUAUUAGUGUUUUUAAAUAUAGCAUUAACGCUAUGGAUUAUAAGUUCGUUAAAAAUGACUGCGAAAGGCAUAGGCCCCAUAACAAUAGUAAAGGAUGGCAUUCGUCUAGAUGGGCAAGCGUGGAUAGUAGACAACCUCGUGGCGUCAACAAUAUCGUCGCAACCCGGUCAACCUAUUACUUUACACUCGCCUCGCAAUUUCACCAUCCUUGUCUCAGAGCCCGACCAAGAGGAACAUGCUAAAUUUAUUAUAAAAAGAGACGGUAUAGAGUGCGAUGGAAAGGUUUUCGAUAUUCGUGAUAGCAAGGGUGGCAACGUUUUCUACGCGUCUCGAGAAGAGGUACGGUUAUCUACGGAAACACUAUUAGUGGAAGGCCCAGGCGGCCUAGCCGUGCGGAGUGCCGUCCAAACGCCACUGAUACAGGCGCCGCCAGGAUCCGAUUUACAGCUAGAAUCCUUGACGAGACGACUAGAUAUGAGGGCUCCGCAAUCCAUAUACCUUGAAAGUAGAGCAGGUAGCAUUGACAUAACUUCGCACAGCAACAUCAAACUAGACUCAGUCGUGGGAGCUAUUAAAAUUGAUGCACCAAAUAUUAUAAUUGGUAAUUUGAAGGAGGCACAAGCAACUGAAAAGUCACAGAAAAAUUUAAGAGGGAUAAAAUUUUACCAGCUCUGUGCCUGCACGUCUGGUAAGCUGUUUCUAGCUGCUUCAGAUGGUACAUGUGCGGUGCAAGACAAUGACGUAGAAUUGUGUCGAUGAUUAUAAAAAGUAUACAUUUAUACUGAUAUUUCAGUAUUUACAAAAAUGGGCACGGACGAAACUGCACAGCUCUCUAAUAUUUUAAUAAACAGCGGAAACUAAAAGUUGUUAGGAGAAAGACU
This is a messenger RNA of Melitaea cinxia (Glanville fritillary), 1063 nucleotides long. Its product is annotated as delta-sarcoglycan-like. The transcript is spliced from 5 exons. Gene Ontology annotation, biological process: heart contraction; cardiac muscle tissue development. Bases 15 to 941 code for a protein of 308 amino acids. Gene Ontology annotation, cellular component: sarcoglycan complex; sarcolemma. NCBI's taxonomy places the organism in Eukaryota, Metazoa, Arthropoda, Insecta, Lepidoptera, Nymphalidae. The record is from RefSeq and is a predicted model, not a curated record.